AUGUGUGAAGAUGUUAGACAUCACAUGAAACCGAGAGUAUUCUCGUCAUUUACCUACACGUUUGACGAGUACGUCGACCGUCACCACGUCUGGUGUAAUGAGGUUCCCCCACCACGGGAUCUAAGACAUCACCCACCAGAGCCGCCGUUCCCAGAACCACAGAGUUUGAGCGCUUAUGGUGCAAAUGAUGAUAUACGCUUCGAGCAAUACCAAAUUACGGCGUCACCGAUGUUGAACCCAAUUGGAUAUCUCCCUUCACCGAGUGUGCUCCCUAUGGCUUUUGAGAACGUUCCAUUGAUUCCUCGACCACCGCAUGAAAUUCGACGAGAGCAAAUUGACUCUUCAGAUCCGAUUUUUUCUGAAAUUGUUGCUCCUCUCCAACACAAUGAACUGCUGGUUCCACCUCACGAACUAGACUCAUCAAUGAUUGUCAAAACUCCAAACAUCGCCAACAGACUCUACCAGCAAGACCCACUAUCUUUUGGACAAAAACUUCAGGAUCUUUUAGUUUGUCAGGAAAAUCAAUCGUUCACCUGUGUAUUUCAAAGCCUCGACAAGUGUCGAAUUGAAUAUGCUGAUUCUACCACUUGCUUGAGACAUAUGCUUCUCAAUCAUUUCACGUUUGACAACACUAAAGUUCCCUUCAAGCUCAGUGACAUGCUCACGCUUACUGGGAAAUGCAAAUGUGGGCAUGAGGAUACAGCGGGAACUUGGUUGUAUAAUCAUGUCCUCACCACGAAAGACCCGUGUCCAUUGAUCAAACAGGAGCUCAACGAGGUCGCAAACGCCGACUAA
Messenger RNA from Diutina rugosa, 795 nucleotides. RefSeq lists its product as uncharacterized. Lineage: Eukaryota; Fungi; Ascomycota; Pichiomycetes; Serinales; Debaryomycetaceae. The transcript has a single exon. The record is from RefSeq and is a predicted model, not a curated record. The coding region runs from base 1 to 795 and encodes 264 amino acids.